GCGGUAACACGCCAUCUUCCGCCGGAAUGGAACCGGUAAUCCAAGCGAAUCAUUUGUAUAAUAAAACAUAUUCCGAUGCGUUACGUACAAACGAGGCGGAAACGGCGCGAUGGACAGCCUACCGGCAAGAACAUAUGGAGCUGAAGGAGAAUCUACGAAUGUACCAAAAAGCUCCUAAAGCGGACAUCAUGAUCCCGAUAGGAACGAAAGCCUUCCUUCCUGGACAGCUUUACCAUACGGGUGAGGUUAUGGUAAGUCAUGGAUGUGGUUAUUUUUCCGACUGUUCCUCAGAACAAGCGCAAUUGAUCGCCGACCGACGUAUUAAGUUGGCAGAGGAACUUCUACAAAAGUACGAACGUGAGCGUUCGUUGUACAACGACAAGCUUGAAGUUCCACUGGCAGGCGAAGCAUUUGCCGGUGGCAAUGUACAAGAAAUCGUUGAAGCUUACGAUGAGGAAGCGGAAAAACGAUGGCGCGAAGAGCAUCGGUACCGUGUGCGCCAAAAUAAGCAAAAGGAAGCAAAAGAACGAGCAGCAAAUAAGAAUGCGGCGCUAGACAUAAGCGACAAUGAGCUGUUUACCAAGCUGGAGGAAAUGGAGCUGCUCGAGGAGUUGGAACAAGAAAUGGAUCAGCUGGAACUUCCGACCGGGGAUGAUGAUGAUGAUCAGCUGGGACGCCUGAUGCGAGGUGAACUCCGGAUACAUGAACGACUACGGACUGCACACAAACAAACUGUACCAGAGUCUGUUAUCGAUACAAAGAGUGGUUCUUCUUGGACGGCGAUUCAACAGCAAAGAACAACAAAUGAACCAAGAACCGUCGAAGAGGAAGAACCAGAAGAACAAAUCGAAACAACGGACGAUGAAGAAGAUGAAAAUGAGGAAGCUGAUGUCUCGGCCGAGUUUUCGCAGCUUCUAAACGAAACAAAAAACCGCCCGAAAAAGGAAAAAAUCAAAGUAUUCCAGGCGAAGCUGAAGGACGUUCGGCAACGGCUGUAUCAAAACUCGAUGGACAUAGUGCAAAAGAUAGAUCUGUAUCAGCUGCACGAUGAAUUGGAGGAAGCAUUAGACUUUUUGCUUCCGUCGAAAGAACCCGAAGAGGAACCGUCCGAGCAACACGGAAGUGAUAAAAGUAAGAAGGUUAAAUUUGAUGAACAGGAACACAUCAAACUCAUUACCAACAUACAUCAAGAGCAAACGGGCGAGGAGGAAUUACUACAUCAUUCGAAACCGACACUGUUCCUUCCAAUCGUACAUUCACCGGAGUGUUACAGUUCGGAUUCAAAAGAGGAGAUUGUCUCACCGGCCGAUAUAUACCGGAAAUUUCUCGCGGAAGAAGAAUCCCUCAAACAGUUGCAAUUUUCGAACCUGAAACCAAUCCUUAAAAACUAUAAUCAAAACCGCCCCCUUUCGGAACGUCCAACGAAACAAGCGCCUCGGAAGAAUACACCCGUGACAUCACCAUUGCCGGAUUUGUUGGGGGAGGUCGUUGAGCAUACCAACGCUGACGUGGCAACUGAAGCUGAUGUUCAACCGGUGCAAAAGCAGCAACAGCAAAAGAGGAAAGUGAGUCGUUUUAAGCAGCAACGGAACUAAAAGUAAGCAUUACUUCCAUUGUAGAUUAUAUACAUUGUCAAAUUUCCAUAUCCAUUGUUUUCUUCAGAUGAGAAAUCCUUUUUUCAAUAUUGAAUUAAUUGAUCGGAUGUUUUAUGAUUUAACACGCUGAUGUCCGGUUUUUCCAGUUUUAAUUUCUCACACUACAAACAGGCGUUCUCUGUAAAGAGACCCUCAA
Messenger RNA from Anopheles moucheti, 1791 nucleotides. It is a transcript of the gene uri, whose product is annotated as unconventional prefoldin RPB5 interactor-like protein. The coding region runs from base 27 to 1595 and encodes 522 amino acids. NCBI's taxonomy places the organism in Eukaryota, Metazoa, Arthropoda, Insecta, Diptera, Culicidae. Gene Ontology annotation, biological process: negative regulation of phosphatase activity; negative regulation of transcription by RNA polymerase II. The transcript has 2 exons. Gene Ontology annotation, molecular function: chromatin binding; transcription corepressor activity; phosphatase inhibitor activity. The record is from RefSeq and is a predicted model, not a curated record.